Molecule: messenger RNA, 913 nt
Organism: Triticum dicoccoides
Lineage: Eukaryota; Viridiplantae; Streptophyta; Magnoliopsida; Poales; Poaceae
Exons: 3
Coding region: 1-900 (299 amino acids)
Source: RefSeq, a predicted model, not a curated record
AUGGAUGAGGUAACGCCUAACCUAAUCCACCUGGUGUAUAUAUAUUGCCCAACCCUAGAAAUUAGGAGGCUUGUCCCUUCACCCGCCGCCAGCAUCUCCCACCUCGGGAUCCAUCUCCACCCAAUCUCUUCGCUGAGCCUCCACUUUCUCCUCGUUUUCCCCUCCCGUCCAACCACCGUCGUCGCCCAAAUCCUACAGGAGCCAGAGCUCCUCUGCCCGUGCGCCUACCUCUCCCGUAGCUUCCAUGGCGCCGAGGCGCACCUCGACCUCGUCGUCGACCCAGCCGCUGCCGGCGAGCAGCAGCAAACAGCAGACCAUCCCGAACAGCAACUAGGAGCACGAGCUCCCAUGGCCGCCGCCGGCCGCCUCGUCUCUCCAGGAGCAGGAGCAACAAGAGGACGCCCCUGCUGCCAUGGUCAUCGUUCCGUCGCCCUCUGCAGGUCGAAAUCGCCGCCAUGGAACCGCAUCUCCACCGUUCCCGGUCCUCCCCGCGCCUCCCGACCUGCAAACCCCGCCGGAGCAAGUCACAUCGCCGCCCUCACCAUCGAUGCCCUGCUUCCCGUGCAUCUCCUCUGCUUCAGGUCGAGCAGUGCUUCACAGCGCUCAUCCUCGAGCAUUGACUGCGUCCGUCGCCGCAUCCGAGUUCCCCACACGCCGAUCUGCUUGUUCCCGGCCUCCUCGUCUUGCUCCGUCGACGUCCUUGCCGGACCACCACCGCCGUCGUGCCUGUUCCCGUCUCUGCUUCGAACGGGAGGAGAUCGCCAGUCACCGUUGACCGCGUCCGCGUGGGCUGCGUCCUCGCGGUCCAGUUCCGCCAGCGCAAGCCGGCCCGCUGCACUGACUGGGCCGAAGCCCAUGGUGUUGCUUCUUCGGGUUGGUUCCGAUAACGUAGUGUUGUGAGGAUUCGUUCGAC